AUGUUCUGGUGGGAACAACGGAACUCCAAAGUGGACAACAUUGCUCAAGGCUACGCCGAUGAGCUGAUAGCUACCAACGACACGAUUGCCAGAAACCCCAAGUUCUUCUCCGCACCCUGUGCAAUCUACAUUGACAAUGAGAAGGUCUCCUGCCUGGCCUUGGCAUCGGUCGACGAGGUCAUUGUCCUGCCGGAAUUGAUGGAAUACUGGGCAGCCAAAGGCCGCCUUGCUCCCAAGACCUUCCGAUUGGUGGACUGGCCGGUCGUGCACCAAGCGAUGAAGUUGCUGAAGCCCGCCAAGCAGCGCUUCAUCACAAAAUACACCGUUGGCAUGUGCGGUGUCAGCAAGUUCCGUAAACAAUGGGGUCUCAAGUCCAAGAACCGGUGCCCCUUGUGCGGCCUGGCGGAAGACCACCUACACAUUCCUCACUGCCCUUCGGACCGGGCAAAGACCCAGUGGCAGCUCCUCCUCCAAGAAGCCAAGAUGUCCAGACCUUUGAGUUCAUACCAUACUCGUUUCACCCGCGUGUCUGAAGCUAAGAUCGCCGUGUUGGUGUAG
Molecule: messenger RNA, 558 nt
Organism: Cylindrotheca closterium
Lineage: Eukaryota; Bacillariophyta; Bacillariophyceae; Bacillariales; Bacillariaceae
Source: the annotation of a GenBank genome assembly